AUGUUUUCAAAGCUUAGAUACCUGUUGAUUAAUAGAAAGUUAGACACCUCUAAAAUGAAUGAUAAUUUAGUAGCAGAGACAAAAGGAUAUCAUGCAAUUUUAAAUUUGACAUAUGAAGAUUUAAUUGGAACGUUAUGUUUGGAGUCGGCAAAUAUCAAAGAAAGUGAAUUAGCAGCUAACAUAUAUCAAUGUCAUCAAUCAGAUCGGUUUAUUGCUGCUCUACUUGACCCAAGAACUUCAUUUGAAUACAAAAAAAAUGCAAUUUUCCAAAUUGUGGAACCUAAAAAUGUGGAAUAUAUUAGAUUUGCUGUUAAGUUAAAAUUGAAAAGUCAUCCCACAAAAGCAUUAAAUAAGGAAGAUAUCAAGAAUAUCAAAGCCUUUCUUGAUUGGUAUGGAGCAGGAAAUUACUUGUACAUAUUUAUGAGACCAGACUUGAGUAUAGCAAAUGUUUUAACUUAUUUGAAUCAAGUUGGUUCUUUAAAGCCUGAUAAAUAUAUUGAUGAUAAUGUUUGCAAACUCAACAGUGAAAGACUUCCAAGGAUUUUGAUUAUGGCUAGAAGUCCCGAACUCUUAAAAUGUUUUCAUAAACUUUUAAAUUUUUACUCAAACUCAUUAGACUCAAGUUAUUGUUCACGACAUAAAUUGCUUGGUGAAGUUAUACAGAAACAAAGCUCAAAUUAUGUUAGCAUUGAAGGAACAAUACCUCAUCGAAAUUGUGUUUAUUUCUUCUUACCACAGAAGGGAAAUCGUGAAGCAUGUAUCAAUGAUGAGCUUUUAAAGAGCUACUCAUAUGCAUUCGAAAGUGUGAACUUUGAAAACCCUUCAUCAUAUGAUGGUCUGACAUAUUCGAUAUAUGAUAUGGAAUGUGUAAAUGAUCAGGUAAACAUCAGAAGCAGUGAUGACUUGUAUGAAAAGGAACCUUUGCCAAAAUAUUCAGACAUUGAAUGA
This is a messenger RNA of Hansenula ciferrii, 948 nucleotides long. RefSeq lists its product as uncharacterized. The record is from RefSeq and is a predicted model, not a curated record. NCBI's taxonomy places the organism in Eukaryota, Fungi, Ascomycota, Saccharomycetes, Phaffomycetales, Wickerhamomycetaceae. The transcript has a single exon. Bases 1 to 948 code for a protein of 315 amino acids.